Molecule: messenger RNA, 5194 nt
Organism: Equus quagga
Lineage: Eukaryota; Metazoa; Chordata; Mammalia; Perissodactyla; Equidae
Gene: PGAP4
Product: post-GPI attachment to proteins GalNAc transferase 4
Exons: 2
Coding region: 390-1601 (403 amino acids)
Biological process (GO): GPI anchor biosynthetic process
Cellular component (GO): Golgi membrane
Molecular function (GO): glycosyltransferase activity
Source: RefSeq, a predicted model, not a curated record
CGAGCGCCCACCCCGGAGAGAAUGAGAGGAGGGGAUGAAGAUUAGGGGUGGUCACGGCUGGCACGGGGAGAGUAGCUGCGGGGCUGGCACGGCCCGGGAGGGCCUGCGCCCCCGGCUGUGCGCUCUGGGCAGGCGGGCUUCGCUGCAGCCCCGCCCGGGCGCCGGCCGCGUCCAUCCGGAGGACUGCGGGGACCCCAGCAGGGCGUUUCCCGCGCGGCCGGGGCCGGCAGCGCAGGGAUGAAAGAGUGUCGCCUGGGUCGGCUGCGCAGCGAGGCCGACAGGAAGGCGCGAGCCGGGCGCGUGCGAGCCCAGGUUUGACUUGUGCUGAUUUUGGCCUGCGUUCCAGGAUGGUUUGUUCUUGGGACCAGACCUGACCAGAAGUUGACCUCAUGAGCACAUCAACCUCUCCAGCUGCCAUGCUCCUGCGGAGGCUGAGGCGACUCUCCUGGGGCAGUACUGCUGUGCAACUCUUCAUCUUAACAGUGGUGACGUUUGGCCUGCUGGCCCCCUUGGCGUGUCACCGGCUUCUGCACUCUUACUUCUAUCUGCGUCAUUGGCAUCUGAACCAAAUGAGCCAAGAGUUCCUGCAACAAAGCUUGAAAGAAGGUGAAGCUGCUCUCCACUACUUUGAGGAGCUGCCCUCUGCCAAUGGCUCAGUGCCCAUCGUCUGGCAGGCCACCCCCCGCCCCUGGCUGGUCAUCACUAUCAUCACUGUGGACAGGCAACCUGGCUUCCACUAUGUCUUGCAGGUGGUAUCCCAGUUCCACCGGCUUCUUCAACAGUGUGGCCCCCAGUGCGAGGGGCACCAACUCUUCCUGUGCAACGUGGAGCGCAGUGUGAGCCAUUUUGAUGCUAAGCUGCUGUCCAAGUAUGUCCCCGUGGCCAACCGAUAUGAGGGCACUGAGGAUGAUUACGGCGACGACCCUUCGACCAACUCAUUUGAGAAAGAGAAACAGGACUAUGUCUAUUGCCUUGAGUCCUCCCUGCAGACCUACAACCCAGACUACGUUCUGAUGGUAGAAGACGACGCCGUCCCGGAAGAGCAGAUCUUCCCAGUCUUAGAGCACCUUCUGCGGGCUCGCUUCUCUGAGCCGCAUCUCAGAGAUGCCCUUUAUCUAAAGCUCUAUCAUCCUGAGAGGCUCCAGCACUACAUCAACCCAGAGCCCAUGCGGAUCUUGGAGUGGGUCGGCGUGGGCAUGUUGCUGGGCCCCUUACUAACCUGGAUAUACAUGCGGUUUGCCAGCCGUCCAGGGUUUAGCUGGCCCGUCAUGCUCUUCUUCUCCUUGUAUAGCAUGGGUCUGGUGGAACUGGUGGGCCGGCACUAUUUCCUGGAACUGCGGCGACUGAGUCCUUCCCUAUACAACGUGGUCCCUGCUUCCCAGUGUUGCACCCCGGCCAUGCUCUUCCCUGCCCCUGCAGCCCGCCGGACCCUCACCUACCUGUCCCAGGUGUACUGCCAUAAGGGCUUUGGCAAGGACAUGGCCCUUUACUCACUGUUGAGGGCCAAGGGGGAGCGGGCCUACGUGGUGGAGCCCAACCUCGUGAAACACAUCGGGCUCUUCUCCAGCCUGCGGUACAACUUUCAUCCCAGUCUGCUCUAGCAUGCCAAGAAAUGCCUUUCUGAAAUUGGCCACUUCUUGGAGAUUCAAAUAUUGAGCUCUUUAUUUGCACAUGGUUGCUUGCAGAUAUUUCAUUGUUUAAUGUCACUAGGGAUAUAGACGCUGGGACAGCUAAGGAACGUACCAGUCGAGAACACUGGCCUUGGUAAUACUCUGGCAGGAGCAGCAGUUCACCAGGGGUGCGGACCUCUCUCCCUCCACACAGCCACGCUGCCUCAUGCAGUCUGACUCGCCCAAUGAGGGGGCGUUUAAAUACCAGUUAUAUUCUCCAGUUGUUUUCAGCUCUGCUUUGUGGUAGAGUUUGUGGCUGCCAAAAAUAUUGUGCACAGUGGUAUGACUUUUAGGAUUUUAAGGGUAGAAUUUGGUGAAAGGUGAGAUCCUUUUGAAUUGAUUGCUUCCUCAUUGGGCAUGAGAAUGGAUGUAUGUUUAGAAUAUAUGUUCAAAGAGGCAGGACCAUAUGGAUAGACUCCGUUUGUUUCCUGGUGUAAUAAAAGCCGUGAAGUGCCCAGCAUCUUUGAGGCAGGUGAUCUGGCUGCUGGUACCUGGCGUUUUCUUUUCCACUCAUCUGUGGUGCACUGAUAAUCAGUAUUGUUAGUGAGACCUUUAAGCAAGAUCUGGAAGCACCUUCUGGAUCAUCAAAGUCAGAUUGCGUAUGUUUUGUAAUGAUUUAAUAUUGAAGAUUUGUAUCACGUUGAUUCUUUGAAAAUUGGACAUUGUAGAAUGAUAUAGAAUGGGUGAGCUCUUUACUAGCAGAUCCUUGUCCCUAACUUUGCUGGCUAACCGUUUACCCUCAUUUCUUUUUCUUCUAGAUAGCAUGACGUCAUAGGAGAAAAAACAUGGACUGUGAAGUCGGAAGACCUGAAUUUUUAUUUCAGAUCUCUGCCAUGUCCUAGUGGUGUGAACUUGGGCAAGUCAUAAUCACUCUGAGUCUCAGUUUCUUCACUGUAAAGUGGGGAUGGUGAUACCUACCUUUUAACGUUGGCUUGGGGGUUAAAUGACAGAAUGUACAUAGAACGCCUAGCAAGUGCCUCACCCAUAGAGGACACUCGGCAAAUAUUUGAUCUUUUCUCUCCUGUAGUAAGUAUGUAAAACUCGAGUGUAUUUUGGAUAAAGACAUUAGUGAUAUUGUUUGAGGCAUGAGAUGGGGCAUAGGGCUGACACCUCUGAAGUAGCCAUUCCAGACCACAUGCUGCUGGAAUAAAGGCUGACUCUUCAUUUUGACCUCUGAAGGAUAUGCAGCUCCGCUUUCAUCCAAGCCAAAAAUAGAGAUUGUUCAUUCAAACUGGAAAUGAUCUGAGGCUCCUCUUGAGCUUAUUCUAAGACUAGCAUCUGAAAACUAACUUUUCUCAAAAGUUGCAAAUAAAUGUCCUUUGCUGAUACUUAACAAACCAGGGCCAAUAAGUCCCUUGAUGAGGAUGCAUGAUGACUUUAGAGUUCAAGCAGUUGUCCAGUCUGUUCCCACACCACAUCUUUGGUUGGCUUUUAAAUUUCCACGGUGAGCUUCUGUUUUGGGAUCUGCUCAAGAAUACCGAGGAAGGGGGCUGGCCUGGCGGCACAGCGGUUGAGUUUGCACACUCCAGUUCGGGUCCAGGCAUGGACCUGCACACUGCUCAUCAAGCCAUGCUGUGGCAGCCGUCCCACAUAUAAAACGGAGGAAGAUGGGCACAGAUGUUGGCUCAGGGCCAAUCUUAGCAAAAAGAGGAGGAUUGGCAGUGGAUGUUAGUUCAGGGCUAAUCUUCCUCAAUAAAAAAAAAAUAAUACCAAGGGAGGAUGCAGGGGUUCAUCCCCACGUUUUAUAGAUGAACAAACUGAGAUCCAGAGAUGUUAAAUGACUUAUUCUGGUUCAGGGGGAGAGCCAAGACUGGAACAUAGCUCUUCUGACUUCCAGCCCUUGCAUUUUUUUUCUUGACCAUGUUAAUUUUAUAGAUAUCUAUGUAGUCCUAUUUCCUUUUGUAAAAUCUGAUUGUCACCCAGAUUAAAUAAUGUCUCUGUAAGCUAAAAGGGUGGAACUCGUUGUCAUGUUGGUCGUGAGGAACAAGCAGAUAUCAGUGUGUGUUGUGUCGUUCCAGUGAGCUGUUAUGUAUCCUCUAGGAAUGUCCAAAGUGAUCAGAGCUGCUAGAUGACUGAUUAAGAUGUUCAGAUUCAACUCCUUCGUUCCUCCUCUCGCAGUAACUAGUCUGUGCCCAUGUUUGAGAACAGAGCUAAACCAGCCUAGAAGUCAUUCGAGUUUGAUUGGGUCUCCACAUGAAAAUUUUUUGCCCAAUGACAGGAGAGCCACAUCUAAGCUAGCCAGGCCCAAGAUAGGGAAUCAUUGCUGGUUUCUAUUUCUGCUCUUUCUAAUUCAGUUGUCUCCUGCGUGCAGACAUCCCCUCCUCUGGCUCCUUCGUUCUGGAUGGCUAAGGCCGUCCUGGCCUUAUCUGAUUUCUCUACCUACACUCUAAGGCAUCUUACCCCAUUGAUCUUAACUAGCCUGCUGUCCUUGGAUAUUUGCAUUUUCUGCAAAUGCAGGCUCACUUUUGCCCUUUUCUCCUUGCCUACCUCUGGAUCUUCCUCUCCUUUGUCCUUCACUCCUAGAGUCUAAUUUUUGUAUGUUGUCCUUGAUUAGGACAGCUGGCAGCUUUAUCCCAAAACUUAAGUCUCUCGUUUAAUCCUAAGCAAGGGGGCUGGAGGAGAACUAAAGUCCCAUUACUAUAUCAAGGGACAUAGGUUACCAACAGGGUGAAGGUUUCUAACAGUCCUGCUCACCUUUCAGAGUUUAAAUUAUAGUCAGGCCUAAGAAGCUCCCAUUUGUGACAGAGUGUUUUUGUAUAAACAUAUCAGUUAAAAUAAAAGCACCCAUUCCAGUGAGACGUCCUGGGAAGACUUUUGUCAUUCUCUCUUGUUUCUGUGGAUGGAUUUUGUGGAUGUGGCAAAUAGUGACACACACACACACACACACACACACAGAUAUCCCAUUGUGGAGUCCCAAGGUCACCAUUCAAAAGUAUGGGCCGUUUGCUUAAAUUCAUAACUGAUUUUGUUGUGUUUUUUAAAGGGAAAUAUUUAAAUUAUGCAUUCUUUUUUAUGGUUAUUUAAAGGAAAAAUGGUGAGAAUAUUACAGUGCAACUGGAGAACACCAAUGGGAUUAAUAUAAUGGUAGAAUUAAUCUAAUGUACCUUGGAUACACUCCUCAUUUGGGAGAAUUUAUUUAAUUGGUAACUCAGUUUGGGUGGCAAGGCAUUCUAUUGGAGUUGAUUACUGCGGCAUUUUAUAUAUACUACGAUGCAUUGUGAGUUACAGAACAUAUGAUAUAAAAUUGGGUAAUUUUAAGUCACAUGAACCAUUUGGAUAUUUUUAUCCUCACUGCAAUGAAUUUGCUGAGAAAUGCUCAUUAACUGGCAGUGUUUUUCUUAAGGUUGGAUUUUAUUUGGAACCCCUUUGUGUCAAAGAUGGCUGGAAAUUUAAUAGUCCAAAUGGCAAAAAAAGUGCUGAAUCUGUAGAAUUGCUGAGGAGGUCUGCCGUGGCUUGCAGCCACCGCAGGUCCUGGAGUGCAGCAUUGUUGUGAAUCAUCACUCUGCAAUAAAGGGGAAUGUUUG